UGUAGCUCCGCCCCCUCCAGUCCUCCGUGGGAGCAGCGGCGGGAGUGGAGCACAAAGCGGGAAGUGCCGACACGCCGCGCGGGACAACGACGUCCUUGUUCGGGGACAAAAGGCCGCUGCUGAUGAAGAAGAGAGUGUAGCAGGAUUGUGUCAGGAUGCCAUCGCAGGAGGGGAAGGAGUCGCCUCCCAAUGGCAGCCGCUCCAAUAGUCGCCUAAAAAGCAAGAAGCCGCCCAGUCUUGUCAUAGCCAUACCUAAACCUGAGGAGAUGAUGUCCCGUGACACUACUAAGCAAUCCGUGCGGCCAUCUUUAAAGAAAAGCAUGAGUGGCCAAGCAACUGGUUCCAUGUCGGAGAGUCUGGGCGCAGCUGGAGAUGGAGGCUUCUCAGCCUCAGAGAGAAGGGAAAAGUUUGGAAGGCAGACCUCUCUCUCACAAAGCAUUCGCAAGAACACGGCCCAGUGGUUUGGAGUGGGAGAGGACUGCGAGAGCAAGCAGCAGGUUUGGCAGAGGAAGAGCCUGCGCCACUGCAGCCAGCGCUACGGCAAGCUGAAAGCCCAAUACAGAGAGCCUGACACUGCCACCAGCAUGGAGCAGAGUCUGGAAUCCCCAGGAACACAGAAGAUGCCUAAGAUCGUGGACCCCUUGGCACGGGGACGAGCCUUCCGUUACCCAGAGGAGAUGGACCCUCGCUCCCCCAAGGGGUAUCCUAUCACCCCUGGGGUCACCUCGCUCAGCUCCUUCACCAGCCAGCGCUCAGGGUACAGCCGCUUCCCCAAACGUAAGAGGGAGUCCGUGGCCCGCAUGAGCAUCCGUGCUGCCAACAACCUGCUGAGGGGCCGAAGUGGCUUGGCAGGUUCCCUCACAGGUCGCAGCUUCCCCAGAAGGAGCUUCGUCAGACCCAGCUGGAUGGACGACGACACCGUGGACUCGGCAGACAUGUCAGGCUCGCUGUAUUUUAGCAAGGUGGACGUCCAUGGAGAGAUGUACUCCAUGGCAGAUGAUGUGUUUGAGUCACCGCCAAUAUCUGCCGCUUUUGCCUCAAGUGAACCACUGGAGCAGAAGUUAGCAGGCCUUAAGGACUUAUCUCGAACACCAACAGCAGCGCAGGAGAAAAGCCAACCUCGGCGCGGCCAUCGCAUCGCUUCCCAGGUGAAGCACUUUGCCUUCGACAAACACAAGCGUCACUACGGCAUGGGCGUGGUGGGCAAGUGGCUGAACCGCCAUUACCGACGCAGCAUCAGCAGCAACGUCCAGAAACAGCUGGAUGACUUUCACAGCCACAGGCCUUACUUCACUUACUGGAUCACGUUUGUCCACGUUGUAAUCACUCUGCUGGCAUGCUGCACUUAUGGCUUUGCCCCUGUGGGCUUUGCACAACAUUCAAAAACUGAUCUGGUGCUGAAGAACAAAGGCAUCUAUGAGAGUGUCAAGUAUAUUCAACAACAGAACUUUUGGAUUGGUCCAAGAUCCGACGACCUGAUCCACCUGGGAGCCAAGUUCUCUCCUUGUAUCCGUCAGGACAAACAGAUAGUCCAUCUGAUUCAGAAGGCCAAAGACUUGGAGAAAGAGUCUGGAUGUUGUGUCCAGAAUGACAACUCUGGAUGUGUGCAGACCUUCAGCUCCGACUGCUCUGAGACACUGGCCACCUUCAUCAAAUGGGACAAUGAACCUGUGGACAUUACCAGGUCUUCUGGCUCUGUCUGUCACCAGGAUCCCAGAGUUUGUGAAGAGCCUGCAUCGGCCGAGCCUCACACCUGGCUAGAUGACAUCACCGAAUGGCCGGUGUGUACAUUCCCCAAGAAGUGGAACCACACGGGCUACAGACACAUGGACUGUAACAUCAAGGGGCGGCCAUGCUGCAUAGGCACCAAGGGAAGAUGUGAGAUCACCACCAGGGAGUAUUGCACUUUCAUGCAUGGAUACUUCCACGAGGAGGCCACCCUCUGCUCACAGGUGGACUGUCUGGAUGACGUGUGUGGCUUGCUUCCUUUCCUCAACCCUGAUGUGCCCAAUCAGUUCUACCGUUUCUGGCUCUCCCUCUUUCUCCACGCUGGGUUGCUCCACUGCCUGGUGUCAGUGGUCUUUCAGAUGACCAUACUCAGGGACCUGGAGAAGUUGGCUGGUUGGCUCCGCAUCUCCAUCAUUUACAUCUUCAGUGGGAUCACUGGAAACCUGGCCUCGGCCCUCUUUCUGCCCUACAGAGCGGAGGUGGGUCCAGCAGGAUCUCAGUUCGGACUCCUGGCCUGCCUCUUCGUGGAACUCUUUCAAGGUUGGCAAAUGCUGGAGAAACCCCGAAAGGCCUUCCUCAAACUGCUGGGCAUCGUCUUCUUCCUCUUCCUGUGCGGCUUGUUGCCGUGGAUCGACAACAUCGCUCACAUCUUUGGCUUCCUCAGCGGUCUGCUGCUCUCCUUCGCCUUCCUGCCCUACGUCACCUUCGGGAUGUUGGACAAGUACCGCAAACGUGCUCUGAUUGUGGUGUCGCUGCUGGCCUACCUGGGCCUCUUCUCCUCACUCAUGGUUUGGUUUUACAUCUACCCCAUCAACUGGCACUGGCUGGAGCAUCUCACCUGCCUGCCCUUCACCAGCAAGUUCUGCGAGAAGUACGACAUUGACCACGAUAUCAACCACGUGGUGCACUGAGACCUCACCAUGGUCUUGACUUGGCGCUGGUGAGUCAGCAGAAAGAUCUACUCAGGACUUGUGGUGCACUGAGACCUCACCUUGGUCUUGACUUGGCGCUGGUGAGUCAGCAGAAAGAUCUACUCAGGACUUGUGGUGCACACAGCUGGAUGAAACCAAAGAAGGCUCUUUAGUCUUUGACAAGGCUCACAAGACAGAGCUGGUCUCACUUUAGAGGAAGCAGUGCCAACCACACUGGGCACUAAGUCUCAACCUUUGGCCACCCAACCAUUCCUUCCAAUUACACUUCUUGGGUUGAUUAUACAAUUUUUAAUUCCUGUAUAUAAGUGUGUAUAUAUGUGUGUAUAUA
Molecule: messenger RNA, 2988 nt
Organism: Nerophis lumbriciformis (worm pipefish)
Lineage: Eukaryota; Metazoa; Chordata; Actinopteri; Syngnathiformes; Syngnathidae
Product: inactive rhomboid protein 2-like
Biological process (GO): regulation of epidermal growth factor receptor signaling pathway; regulation of protein secretion
Cellular component (GO): endoplasmic reticulum membrane
Molecular function (GO): serine-type endopeptidase activity
Source: RefSeq, a predicted model, not a curated record